CGUGUGCUCGUUGUUUUGCUCGAUGUGUCGUCUGUUUUUGGAAAACUCCACGAGAAAACGAUCGCCGGUCAAUCCCCGUCACUGGAGAAUGCGGUGAAUUGGCGAGUCCAAUCAUUGUCACGGCAGACGUAAACGAAGGUCGCGUAGUUAGCACCCCACCCUCAGCGGCCAGCCGAGACGACGGAGUGCCUUGCGUACGGCUGGCCAGCCGUCUCAACACUUUCGUCAGUUGUUCGGUCCACGUGGGCGCUUCCCGUCACGUCCACUACCCCAGUUUGAACGCCUGUCUGAUCCAUCAGGGCCGAUCUCGCGGCUUCCAGUGCCGCACGGUCCACUUUGGUUACGCCAUUCCAGUCAUCGUCCAUCGGCAUUCGACAGGCACAAGCGGCCGACAUUCGUGCGAGAUCGUCUUGGAUAGUCAUGCGACUCUGGAGCCGGCCACUGCUUCUUAUCUUUUAGAACAGCAUCCGGAUUUAGUGGCCAUCGGUGCCACGCUUCGCAAUCCGAACGCGUCGGCUUCAGCGCAAACAGCAGACGGACCACAGGCCGUAAUUCAAGCUGCAAAACUGGCAGCCUUCAAGUCCGUCGAGGUGCGGACUCAUCACCGCUCCGGAUCGCAGACACCGCUCAUCCAAUCCGACGUCUCGUCCUCCAACAAGAUGGCCGUCGAUCCCAACGAACUGUACGAUCAGCUGAUGCGUCAGAAUUCUGCCGAGCAGGACAUUCAAGCCAUUGCGAAACAGAUCUCCGAUCACGCCGAAGCCAUUUAUCAGACGUGGAAAUCGAAAGGAUUGACGCCCAAUGAGCUGCUUCAUUUACAUUCGACGGAGACGGAGAGUCCAGGCGACGUUGCCACUACACCGGCCUUCCGUCAAAUGCGAACUUCGUCGUCGAUGGAUCGACGAAGUGCGUCAGAGAGACCCAAAUCGGGAUCGUCUUUAUCUCCGGUCGAAUUGUUAGCCAGUCCGCAAUUGGACGCCACUUUGGAACAGCUCGUUAAUAGUUUCGUUCACGAAGAUAAAGCUAGAUUGGCGGCUAGGGCGCGGACGGUCUCGCCAUCGCCGGCGGGCGUCCAGCAAGCCACAGCGGCCUCUACCAUUCAGACGGCCCUCAAACGUUUCGAAAUGAAGGGUCUCAACUACGAAUCGGCUCGUGCGCCUUCCAAUCGGGUGACGCAAUCGGAGCCACCAGCUGACGUGACAGUGAGGAGUUCGCCCUCUUUCCAGGAAGCCGUGCAGUCAAGUAAUCGGACGUCACCUGGACAAGCAGCGGAACCCACGGGGACGGUGAAAAGCCGGGCGCAAAGAUUCGCCACUCGCAUCGAACUAGCGAACGCGUCUCACGUUUCGCCCAGCUGGCCGGUCAAGCGAGCCGUCUCGCCCGGACCGGUUCAAUAUCACAAGGUCACCGUAGUAGCUGAAGUGGCAGCUCACCAUCCGGUUGCCGCCGCACCGACACCCAAGUCCCCGUCGAACACGAGCGAAGUGGACAAGGAAGAGGAAAAACUAAUCAACGCCCUCAAGACGGGCCGGAUCAUUGACGAAGUCGCAGUUCCUAAUUCUCAAACACCCAGCGAUCAUUUUCAUCAGUCGAUGAUCAAGAAAACGAGAGAACGGCAUCAGCGGACUGCCCCGACGCCGCGAGCCGGAAAUGCGGAAGAGGAACUCGAAUCGCUGGUUGGCCGGUUGAAGAUCACGGAACCGGCGUCUAGGACGUCCGCCAGCAGAGAAAACAGUCCCAGGGCCCAUAACGUUGGGUGUUCGCGAUGGAUCGCCUGCGCGAUCCACCUCUCCGCGCUCCGUCAAACUCUCUGAAA
Messenger RNA from Daphnia magna, 1816 nucleotides. RefSeq lists its product as uncharacterized. The record is from RefSeq and is a predicted model, not a curated record. The coding region runs from base 660 to 1814 and encodes 384 amino acids. NCBI's taxonomy places the organism in Eukaryota, Metazoa, Arthropoda, Branchiopoda, Diplostraca, Daphniidae. The transcript is spliced from 3 exons.